Molecule: messenger RNA, 1095 nt
Organism: Penicillium nucicola
Lineage: Eukaryota; Fungi; Ascomycota; Eurotiomycetes; Eurotiales; Aspergillaceae
Product: putative integral membrane protein (Pth11)
Exons: 5
Coding region: 1-1095 (364 amino acids)
Source: RefSeq, a predicted model, not a curated record
AUGACUUGGGUUCAUAAUCUUCACGAAUCAGAUCCCGAUACCAAGAUCGGGCGUGUCAUUGCUAUCUGUGUGGUGUUUCCAGUUCUUGCUUUGCUGGCGAUAUGUCUGCGAUUCUAUGUUCGGCUCAGCACGAAGCGUCCGGCGUGGUGGGAUGAUUAUACGAUUUUGGCCAGUGUAUUAUUGACGGUUGUGUAUGGAGGUCUCACAAUUGCUCAAACUCGAUGGGGACUGGGAUUGAGUCAAGCUUAUUUUCCAGAGGAGAAUGUUAUCCCAUUUAGCAAGAUUCAAUACGUUGGCGGACCAAUUUAUACCCUGGAUCUUUUGACUUUCAAAGUUGCAUUGCUUGCCUCAUAUCUGCGGAUUGGCGGUUUUGUGAAUUUCUAUAGGCUUAUCAUUGCCAUCGCAAUUGCUAUAUGUGUAGCAACGCAAUUAAUAUUCACUUUCGUCAUUUCGGCCUCCUGUCGGCCAGUUGCAAAACAGUGGGAUUUAUCCCUCAAAGGCACAUGCAUUGACACGGUGUCAUUCUAUUAUGUAGCCAUCGCAGGAACCAACCUCGGAUUCGACAUUGCCAUCAUUAUUCUCCCUCUCCCAGUGUUGUGGAAACUUCAACUCCAACGAAGACAGAAACUCGUCUUAACUGCCGUAUUUACAUUGGGUUUUUUCGUCACAAUUAUCCAAAUCAUUCGCAUCUUCAGUGUCAAGAACCUGAAGACUGUUACGGACAGUCAGGGUCUCAUUUGCUGGUCAAUCGUUGAAGUCAGCCUCGGUGCAAUAAUAACGUGCAUUCCAACAUACGGUCCUUUAUUCAAAAGUUUCGCGUCAACGAUCACCUUCUACCGCAAGAACGGAACUGGGCCUACCUAUCCGCUCGACUCCAUACCCGAGGUCGGAAACGAUACAAUACGACCGCGUCAGAAUAGCGGAAAUGGUCGCACAUUGAUCACUCCUACGCUAUCAACGGUGGUACCAGUACGAGCAAAGAAGAGAGGUGCCCUGUCAUCCGUAACGGAUACGGGCAGCGAAGAGCACAUCCUGGGCGAUGGGGAGAACAUGCAAAUUUACAAAACAAUGUCUUUCAAGGUUGAGAAAACUUGA